AUGACUGAUUGUAAUCCAGUAGAAACGCCUUUAGAUCCGAAUCAACGAUUGACAGUCGAGAUGUGCCCAACGGACGAUGCUGAGCGAAGAGAAAUGAAAAAUAUACCAUAUCAGGAACUUACCGGCAGUCUGCUGUUUUUGGUGCAAGUUAGCCGCCCAGAUAUUUGUUAUGCAGUUUCCGUUCUCAGUCGCUUUAAUAAUAACUAUGGGAGAUGUCACUGGACUGCGGCAAAACGAGUGCUACGCUACUUAAAAGGCACAAUCAAUAAAAAACUUAUAUUCACUGGCAAUCAUGAAGACAUUAAAGGUUUUUGUGAUGCAGAUUGGGCAAGUGACGUUGACGAGCGAAAAUCUAUGUCAGGCUACGUUUUCACUAUGCAGGGAGCUGCAAUUUCAUGGUCAUCAAAAAAACAAAAAACCAUCGCACUCUCCUCCACAGAAGCCGAAUAUAUGUCAUUGGUCUCAGCAGUUCAAGAGGCCAUUUGGUUGAGAAGGUUGGAGAGAGAGCUUCAAAACAACUAUAACAAACCGACUUUAAUUUUUUGUGACAAUAAGAGCGCGAUCCAGUUGGCGAAAAAUGGUGCAUCAUCGGCCAGAACAAAACACAUUGAAAUAAAAGAGAAGUUCGUGGAAGAAAAAAUGGAAAAUGGUAUAAUAGAAAUAAAAUACCCACCAACCAGUCAAAUGAAAGCAGAUGUGCUAACUAAAGCUUUGGACAAAACAAAACAAAAAAUAUUUACAAAAGCAAUGGGCAUUAUAUGA
This is a messenger RNA of Rhagoletis pomonella (apple maggot), 762 nucleotides long. RefSeq names its product secreted RxLR effector protein 161-like. Bases 1 to 762 code for a protein of 253 amino acids. Lineage: Eukaryota; Metazoa; Arthropoda; Insecta; Diptera; Tephritidae. The record is from RefSeq and is a predicted model, not a curated record. The transcript has a single exon.